Messenger RNA from Guillardia theta CCMP2712, 1089 nucleotides. RefSeq lists its product as hypothetical. The record is from RefSeq and is a predicted model, not a curated record. The transcript has 4 exons. Lineage: Eukaryota; Cryptophyceae; Pyrenomonadales; Geminigeraceae. Gene Ontology annotation, molecular function: protein binding. Bases 1 to 1089 code for a protein of 362 amino acids.
AUGAAGGAAGGCGCUCAGAUGCUCGGAACUAUCGGCCUUCUUCUGAGAAGCUCUGCCGGCAAAUAUUUUGUUGCUGGCAUUGUGAAAGGGGGAGCAGCAGAGGCGUCAGGAAAGAUUCGAGAUCAUGAUCAGCUGAUCUCUGUGAAUGGCAGGAGGGUGGAAGGAUUGCCUCACGAUACCGUGGCAGGGUUGCUGGUUGGACCAGAAGAUUCCAUGGUGAGGUUGGAGUUGCUACGAACUCAUGAGUUCCGAUACUCCUUCAUCGUUGAAGUGAAGCGAAUCCAUCACACGAGCGAGGGGGACGUGCAGCAGCUUGCGCCUGUUGCUGAGAAGUAUCAUGAGGAUUCUGCAGUGGGGUACAAGUUAGCAACAAAGUUCUGUAGAGAGAGGACGAUGAGAAAAUUACUGCAAUGCUGGAGGGAGAGUACGAUGUGUGUCUUGUCUACGAUGUGCAUUCAGAGCGUCAAGCAGGAUGUCAUUGUGAUCUACAGGACAUUCGUGUCAUGGAACUAUGUCUUUCAACGUGGUCAAGCCAUGACGUCUCGUUCAGACAAGUUGAAGAGACGCUUCGUUCGGAGUCAGUUACUACAGAUUCUUGCAAGAUGGUCGCUCGUUUACCUUGAGACCCCACGUGAUGAUCAGGAUCAUACCAACCUUCACAGUGCGGAGAACACUCAGGAUUGCAGAACAGAGAAGUGGAUUGAAAGUAUGCUUCGUCACAAUGACAAAUUUGAAUACAAGAAACAAUCUAAGAUCUGCAAAACUCUGAGCAUGUACGCAAGAGGAUUGAGAGUGAAGUCAAAAGUUUUUGGCUACUUCUUGUCGUUGCACGCCGCAAACACAUACCAGCGUCAUUGUGCAGAGGAGAAACACCUAAAGCAGCUUUCGAGACUGAAUCGCACGAUAUUUCAGAAGUGGAGGUCUUACUAUCACAGGGCAAAGGAUCUUCUGCGAUUGCACACGUACCAGAUGCACAAGAAAAUCUUGCAAGUGUUUGACCUUUGGCGAUAUGAAAUGCUGAAUCACUCUCCGAAUAAGGCAAUAGACACAAAAUCCACUGUCAACACGCUGUUUAUGAGCAACACUUAA